This is a messenger RNA of Sitodiplosis mosellana (orange wheat blossom midge), 1896 nucleotides long. RefSeq names its product piggyBac transposable element-derived protein 3-like. NCBI's taxonomy places the organism in Eukaryota, Metazoa, Arthropoda, Insecta, Diptera, Cecidomyiidae. Gene Ontology annotation, molecular function: sequence-specific DNA binding. The transcript has 3 exons. Bases 1 to 1896 code for a protein of 631 amino acids. The record is from RefSeq and is a predicted model, not a curated record.
AUGUCGAAAAAAUUAUCAUUGAAAGAUGCCGUCGAUUAUUUGGAACAGCUAAUUGACGAAGAAGAAGAAGACGAUUUCAUGCGAGAUAUUGAUGGAAUUUACAUUGAACCACCCGAAGAUGACGGUAAUGUGAGUGGUGAAGACGAGGCAAAUGAGAAUGAAGGAGGUACAGUCGACGCAUUGUCUCGCAAUCAGUUGAAUGCCGGCUGUGAGUUGGUUUUACGAAACGGUGUGCACACUGAAACAUUCGAUAUUGAAGAGUCAGCACAAAACGAAAAUGAAAACGUUGAAUAUGUUCUCGUCGAUGUUAUUCAUGAAUCACAAUUUGAUUUAUCAAAAGAUCAACCAGCUCAAGUUAUUCCGUGUGAAGCAAUGGAGGUUUCAAGUAGAGAAGAUGAACAAGAAGGAGCAGCGGGUCCUAUUCAAUUGCCAGACAUUGUCAUUGAGCCAUGGGUCAACCGAUUGAGAAGGGCAUCGUCCACUCCUUCGAAUGUUCCGUUGCCCCUCUCAAACAAAGACACAACAUUCAAGUGGCUAAAACAAGGCGACAGCGCUGCCAUUCCAGUUUUUCCUGAACCGAAUUUCGACGAUUGCCGUGAUGUACAACCUCAUGAGCUAUUUGAACGAUUUUAUGACGAUGAUUUGCUGCAACAUAUUUGUGAUUGCUCAGAACGAUAUUCCGUGUUGCAUUUGCAGAAGCCAGUCAACGUUACGGUUCCAGAAUUGCGUGCUUUCAUUGGCAUUCUAUUGGUGACUGGAUACAAUACAGUUUCGAACAUCAAAGCAUACUGGAAUAGCUCAGAUGAUCUUCGCAAUGAAAUGAUAUUCCAGACGAUGCGACGCAACAGAUUCCAAGAAAUACUCCGAGUGCUACAUUUCGAGCCGAAUUUGAAUCCACCAGCAAAUAACAAGGAUAAACUUUGGAAGCUGCGUCCGAUAAUGGAUCAUUUGAAAGCGAACUUUCUGAAGAAUUUCCAUCCAACACAAAAUCUAUCAUAUGACGAAAGCAUGAUCGCUUAUUAUGGUAAACAUGGCUGCAAGCAAUUCAUCAAAGGCAAGCCCAUUCGUUUCGGCUAUAAAGUUUGGUCUCUGUGCACACCGUCUGGUUAUUUGGUAAAUUUCGAAAUUUACCAAGGCUCAAACCCGCGAUCAAACCCGAAGUACGAAGAGAGAUUUGGCAAAGCAUCGGCGCCACUUUUGUCCAUGAUUGACGACUUCCCCGAUGAAUUGAAAGGAUUGCCAUUUGGAUUCUUCUUCGAUAAUUUGUUCACUGGUUUUCCAUUGCUUGCAUAUCUGAAAGCCAAUGGCUACAAUGGCACAGGAACAAUGCGAGAAAAUCGGAUCGUUGCAAGUUGUCCAGUCACGAGUAAGAAGGUGUUCAAAAAGAAACCACGUGGCACCAUUGAGGCCGUCAAAAUGCAGCAAACCGGCAUUAGAGUGACACAAUGGGUCGACAAUUCCGUUGUUGCUGUCGCUUCGACAUGUUUUGGAUCUGUGCCAACAUCAAGCGCGGCACGUUAUUCCAAACAAGCUGGAGGCCGAGUAAAUGUUGUUCGACCAUGCUCCGUAACGGAAUACAACAAAUACAUGCCUGGUGUUGAUCGCUUGGAUCAAAAUGUGAACAACCAUCGCAUUGGCUAUCGUGGGAAAAAGUGGUGGGCUUCAAUAUUCACUUGGCUCAUCGAUGUAGCUGUGAACAACGCUUGGCAAUUGCAACGCGGCACAAAAGUUCUCUCUCAGCUCGAUUUCAAACGUGAAAUUUCAACAUACUAUUGCAAACAUUAUGGUUCGCCUCCGAUUCAAACUGGUCCACGAAAACAGCGACGAUACCAUACUCGUAGCGGCACACCAUCUACCAGCAAUCGGUCCCGUAGUGCCACACCACAAGCCGAAUAA